AUGAGCGACAGCAGCGAGUGGCUAGCCAAGCAGAUCGACUUGACGGCUUUGGAUGAGAGAGACCGGCGGCUGAGUCUGCAGGAGGCGGAGGUGAUGAAGCAGCUGGAGCAUCCAUCUGUGGUCCGGUGCGUCGAGUCCUUCGUCCACCAGGACAUGUUUCUGGUGAUUGUCAUGGAGUUCUGCGAGCGCGGCGACCUGGCGGCGCUGCUCGUCGAGCACAAGAAACGCGCCGAAUUCGUCGAGGAGGCAUUGGCGGUCAAAUGGCUUCUGCAGCUCACCGAGGGUCUGCGGUACAUACACUCGAAGCGGAUUCUCCACCGGGACUUGAAACCGAGCAACAUCUUGUUGGACAACUGCGAAAACGUGAAGAUAGGAGACUUUGGCAUCAGCCGCGUGAUGACCACGACGCUCGCCCUCGCCCACACGGCAGUCGGCACGCCCCAGUAUAUGUCCCCGGAGAUGUGUGAAAACAAGCCGUACACGUACAAAAGCGACAUUUGGGCUCUCGGCUGCGUCCUCUUUGAGUUGUGCGCCCUCUCCAGCGCCUUCGAAGGCGACUCCUUCCUCGCCCUCGUCUGGAACAUUGCCUUCAAACCCGUCGCGCCUCUGCCGCCGCACUACUCCCCACAGCUCGCUCACAUCAUCCACGCAAUGCUGGAGAAAGAUCCCCACAAACGCCCUGCAGCGACCGCCCUUCUCGCUCACCCCUUUCUCCUCUCUUUCCAACAGAAACAAGCCCCGCAGGAAGGCGGAGGCCAGUCAGGCGGAGACGCCCAGCUGCAGGCCAGGACCGGCGACGGCUCGCCUGUCUCGCGCGCGGCUGCCAGCGGAGACCACCGUCGGCGCGACACGGAAGCGAGGGCGAACGGCCACGAAGACAAAGAGCACGAUGCGGGACGCCGGAAGGAAAGCGACUGCGCCGAGGGGAGAGAAGAGGAAGCACGCGACAAACCAGGAGACAGGGGGCGCGAGACGUCGCUCGCGCCUCAGGGGGAGACUAGGAAGGGCCAGAGCGGGAGCCGCGGGUCUCGAGAGGUGUUCUGGGAGUUCUGCGAAAGACGAGGGUGCACAAAGGAAGAAGACGCACGCGACUCAGAGAUGAAAAAGAGUAAGGAGAGACCACGAGCAGCCAAAGCGCGCAAGGCGAGUCAGGGGCGCGAAGCACGAGCUGGAGUCCAAACACCGACGCCGUUUGCUCUCUCUGCAUUUGCCACCGUUUCCACACGGCCGUCGCUGUCGCCGUGCCUCUGGCUGCCUCCGCACUCGUCCGGCUUUUCUCUCAAGAGGCGGGGCAGUCGCUUUCCUCGGGAAUCGCUGUCGUGCUCGUCUCGCGCCCUCGCCGGCCAAAGCGAACCAGAAAGAAAACGCGCCAGCUUCGGUCCUCCCCCAGCGCUCGCCCCGCGGGCGGCAGCGUGGGAAAGGUCGCGAAACCCGCGCGAGGCAGGCGCAAACGAAGGCGCCGAGGCGCCGUGUGGACCAGCAGAGGCCGGCAGAGUCCAGCCUUCGGCUGCAGCUGAUCGCGCUGCGCGAGGUGUCCGUAGACCACAGGGCGACCGGGGAGCGCGACGGAGACGCUCGGAACGCGGCGAAACGCGGCUCUCUCCUCUGUCUCCCUUGGAGGUCUGCGAUGUCACAGAGCCGCUCCGAGCUGUUCCUGCCGCGCUGGAGUCUCAAGACACCGGCCGGGAAGAGGAGCGGAGGAGCCCUCGCCUCGGUGCGCGCGCGGGCCUUGAAGAAGAGCGGAGCAGAACACCGGUCGGCUGGUCUGCGACGGCGCGAAGCGGAGAGGACGAGGCGGCGCGGCGCCGAAGCAGAAGAACGCACGAGAGGAGACAGGAGCGGAGACGCCGCGUCGACCACACAAAGACCUGGGCCUCUCUCCAGAGGAGACCGCGCGAAGAGACGGAAGAGGACGAGAAGAUAAGCCACGGAGCCGAAGGCGGUUGGAGGGAGAGGGCGCGAUUUGUGCCGCAUCGCACAAACACCCGCUCCGAGCACCGCGGGGGUUCCUUCGUUCUGGAGACCUCGGAGUAUGCAAAAACCAUCAUUGGCCGCAUAAAGAGACGCCUCGACGGUCAGGAACUCUCCCCCUCGCACCUCCUAGUGCAGUCCUUCCGCCUCUACUGCGAAUCGCGGCGCGACUGCACCGAAGAAGAGGAAGAAGGAGAAGAAGGAGACGACGGAGAGGGAGACGCCAAGGCCAGGGAGGGCGAGGAGACAGCGCGUGGGGCGCCUUGGCCUCCGCUUUCGGCGAGUCGCUCGUAUUCUGUCUUUCGGACACCGGCGCUGGAUCGGGGAAAGACGGACGGAGCGAAUCAGGUCGUCUGCGCGCGAAGCAGUCGCGCGAAGGCCGAAGCGGAGGGACGCGCUGGCGGGCUGUGGCCAGAUGCACAGAUGCCGAAGCGGCAGCGCACAGAGGCGAGCGGCGACGAGGGCGAUGGAGACGAGGAAGGCCUCGAGAAGGCGCUAACCAGGACAUGGAAGGACGAAGACGGCAACGCGAUUCUACGACUGCCCUUCCACGUGGACUGGCUAGCGAGCUUCGCCUCGCUGCUUGACGCGAGUCUGAGCGUCACCGAAUGCCGCGUCCUCCUCAGUUACUUGAACGCGAAGCGCCAGCGCCGGAGACACUCGACAGGCCUGCCGCGCGCGGCCUCGCGCCCCGAGCGCCCGUCGCUGUCUCCGCCCGCCUGGCCUAAGGCCGGGACUGCCUUGUCUCCGUCCCUGGGUCCACCUCGCUCUCGCCCCGCCCUUCUCGCGCCGCCGGUGCACGACCCCCACGCGCAUGCGCUCCAUGCCUCGGAGACACCACUCAGUCGCUGGGCGCUUCGCGGAGGUGACGCGGGGGCGGCUUCUCCAGUCCUCGCCGCCCAGGACUUCCUCGACGCAGUCGCUGGAGACACUGCCAGUCGCGCGUACUUUCGAGAGACCAUGGACUGGGCAGCGCGCGUCCUCGCCUCCUCGCCGGAGGCGCUCGGGCGCCCCGCCGCAGGCGCCUCCCGAGGCGGGGCCGAGUGCGCGAGGAGACAGAGACAGGCCGCAGACCCAGCAAGAGACGGCGAAGAAAACAGAGGAGAGCAAGACGGAGAGGAAGAGGCUGCGAGAGAAGAGGAAGGCGCGAGUUACCGGGCGGGGUCGAGGACGUUGAACCUGCCGCUUCUGAGCGCCUUUAUCCAAUUCGACAGUCACAAGCUUCGCUGCAUAUCGAGGCAGCAUUUUCGGACCGUGCUUCAUCUCUACUUCCCGAAGUUGUCGUCCAUCCAACUUGAUCGCCUGUAUCAACUCUCGGAGAAGGCGCCCUCCGGAUUUGUGCGCUACGAGCGCUGGCUCACCACCAUGGCCGCGCACGCAGCAGGUUCCAAGCGAGGAGCGUCGAGAUUGCCGUCGUCGCCUCUGACGCUCCAUACCCCCUCGAGACGAUCUCUGUCUCCAGGCACGCCUGGAUCGGUCUCGCCUUCGUCGCCAAGGUCCGGCUCUGCGUGUCCACGUUCCUCUUCUUGCGCCGUCUCCCUGCCUGUCUUCUUUCCUGUCUCCCUUCCCGAUGCGCCUGCCUCAGCGCCCGCCCUCUCGACCGCCUCGGUGGCUUCGCCGUCUGCGUCGUCGCGCGCGAGUCGCCUGAGUCGAAGUUCGCGCAGCCCCGUUUCCGGCGAACGAGGAGAGAAACGCGGCCUUCGCGCGAAUCCCCCAAACCCCCCAGAGGCAGCAGGCGAACAGGCGACGGGGGCGAAAGACAAAGAACGAGGGAAGAGAGCGUGCGGGGGCGGCGCGACGGAGAUCAUGCAAGGUGUUGAGAGGUUGGACACGAGAGCCGAAAAGAGCAGAGAGAAGGCAGAAACCGGACUGGAAGGAGACAGCAAAGGGCGAGAGAGACAGGCCUGGCCGGUGACCGCUGAGUCCCCCUCUCGACAACUGUCGCUUUCUCUGACCAAGUCGCCGCGUCUGCUCGUUCGCGUCCUCCCUCCUCCUGCCUCUCUCCCUUCGUCUUCUCCGUGCUCGGCUUUCCCCCCUUCCUCGCCUGUGGCGUCCUCCGGCGCCUCCUCUUCAUCGCUCUCCAACGCCAAGUUGUCUUUGGCCUCCACCUCCGGCAAGGAGUUUCGUCCACAGCGUCUGUCGCUUUCCGCGUCCCCGUUGGCCGUUGCCCAGAGAUCCGCAGUCUGCGGCUCGCCUCUCUCGCGCUCUCGUCCAGCGUCUCUCUCCUUUGCGCUAAACAGAGCGGAAGAAAGCGAGGAGGCUGGUGCCGCGAUUUCCGCUACGUCCUCGCUCGCCAGUGCCCGGAGGGAGAAGCAGGAGGAGCAGGGGCGGAAGACGAGCAGACCGACCAGAGACAAUGCACCCGCGGCCAGCCGCGAAAGAGGGCGGGUUGCCGAACGAAGAGACGCAGACGCGGAAACCGCAGACGCAGAAGGCUCACAAAACAGGCAGAGAAGACCUGCCUUGAAUCUGCUGGCGUCACUCGUUGCGCGCACGAGAGACGGGGAGGAAAAAGCAAAAGACGAAAGGGAAAACGGAGACGACAGCGGGAGACGAGAAGAGACGCAGUGUCCCCCCGACGCCACGCUGGGAGGUGUCUGUACGCCUGGGUUCGAUUCGCCAUCUUUCUACGGCGAAGACGGCACCCAAACGGGGUGCGCCAGACCGCACCUUUCUUCGCUCUUUCCCGACUCGCACGCAGCCCUGCUCACCACCACGGCGGCGCUGUGGUUCGAUGCCAGCGAAGAGGCCGACGCGGUGUCCGUGCACGCCGAGAAGAAGCUUACCGAGGAAGAAGACCACGAGAAGCCGCGUGCAGCGAGAGAAAUCCCUAACGAGGAGAAGCGCAGACUCGAAACCGACAAAACAGACGGAGUGGCCGAAGAGACGCGCGCGAAUCCUCUCUCGCCGGUCUCCACCGACGAGAGAGAUGCAGACACCCGAGAAGGAGGCGCUUUGCUGCGUCGCCCUCUCAGCGCUGGAGACCGCCCCGAGGUUUCGCAGGGAUGCUGCGAAGCAGCGCGUCGCCUCCUCCGUGGCGGGUUGUCUCCUCUUGUCUCUUCUCUGUCUGCGGCUGACCAGAGGUGGAAACACGCCGGAGGGUGUGGCCAGAGCUCAACAAGCUUAAACCGAUCUUGCGAGACGUCGAAGUUGCGUCGCGUCUCUCUGGCUUCUGGCGUCUCGUCUCCCUGGUCGUCCUCAGCACCUGGAGGGUGGUCGUCUCCCCCUUCCUCCCCUUUCUGCGCCGCUGCGCUCCAGAAAGAAACGCUUGCGCUACUCGAGUCAUCGCCCUCAGCUGCCUUUGCCUCGUCCCCGUCUCGUCUGUCCCUUACCCAGCCGCAUCCUCCGCCUCCCCGAGCAGCCCCGCACUCUCUUUGCCUCUCGGCUGGCCUCGGUUCGCACUCCCCGAAAGAGAGAGACUGGCUGUCUCCUCGCGACGCGAGAAAAGAGAGAGAAGAGAAAUCAAAGCGAAAAGAGAGCAAAGUGGAAGGAAAGAAAGGCGAGACGGUGUGUGGAAGAGACUUCACAAGGGAGAAGCGAGAAAUGGGCGUUCAAAGUUUACAUGAGAUCGGCCGCACGGAGAUCUACCUCCCGGUUUUGCCCUUGAGCUCAGUUUCGUCUGCUCCCUCCGAUUUCGCUUCGUUCGGCGAAGAACAAACAAAAAGCUUUUCUGAAGGCCACGCUCCGAAACCGUGUCACCCAGACCUGCUGCUGCGUCCGCAGCCCACGCCACGUAGCCCCGCCUCGGCCUCGCGCAGUGGAGGCGCACGGGAGACAGCCGCGCGGGAGACAGGCGCACGGGAGACAGGCGCACGGGAGACAGGCCGCAUCUCCUACACCGACACCAACGCCCCGAGAGGAGAGGCCAGCGCAGAAGAAAAGAUCCGUCGAGAAGCGAAGCUGCUCCUCGCACCUCAGAGAGGAGGAAGCGAUAGAGGAGGAGACCGCGGAGAAGAAGUGGUGCACGUAGAGAAUAUGAGCAAUGCGAAAGAGGCGUGCACAGCACAGCGCGAUCAAGGAAAGCAGACUCCAGCGCACUUUGUCCCGGCUGAAAGCGGGCGUCGCUCGUGCAUGCUGAGCGGAGGCCAGGAGGGCGCUGCAGGAGCGGAAAACGCAUCUGUGUCGUUUCUGUCGACGGUUUCGACUUCUGCUGCGUCUUCGCUCGGCGGAUCAGGACGCCUCGCGCAUCCGACAUCUUCUACAGCCUUGCCGUCUUCCUUCGUCUCCACGUCUCUCGCUUCCUCCUCCCCCUCGGCGUCUUCGCGUUCUCUUCGAGGCAGCCAUGCGUCUUCCUCGCCCCACUCUCGCUCGUCCUUGGCCUCUCCUGCGCCCUUCCCUCUUGCCUGUGCAUCGCCUUCCCUCGCUGCUUGCGGCGCGCCGUCUUCGGGAUCCCAUCUCCCGUCUCUCCUUCGGGCGUCUCCGCUCUCUUGUUCUCCGUCGCCCUUGCUCUUCUCGCCGCCUGCGCCUACACCAUCUUGCGCGUCUCUCCCAUCUUGCUCGUCUCCACUAACUUGCUUGUCUGUGUCUUCUCCGCGUCUGGUUUCAGUUUCCACGUUCUUUUCAGGGUCAGAGGUUACCACCUUCUGCAGCGCACCAUCCCCCGCUUCCACGCAGUUUCCAUGUCAGGCACCCUCUUCCUCUUCUUCUUCCUCGUCUUCUGUCUCGUCUUCUUCUUCAUCCCCGUCUUCCUUCUCUUCUUCUUUCUCGUCUUCCUCUUCUUCUUCUUCCUCGUCUUCUUCCGCGUCCUCCUCUUCUUCCCCUUGUUCGUUCCCUUCUUCUUUUUCGUCUUCCUCUUCGUUCUCUUGUUCUCUGGGGACUGCUCCGUUCCCCACGUCGAGCUCUUCCAGAGGCGAAAGAAGAGCGGCAGUACGCGAACGCGGAGAGCCUCCGGAGGUUGCCGAUGGCUUCAGCCCCCGCCUGCCUCCCCGCCUCCACAGCCACGCCCAAAGCGAGGUAGCCGACGCCCCGCUUUCGCCUUUCUUCGGGCAGCGUCAAAAUCGGGCUCGCCCUCCUCUGGGGGAAAAGCGAGACGGAGAGAUCUGUCCCCGCAAGUCGCUCUUUGAUCGCGACGUCGACGCUGGAGUCCUCGUGGCGCCAACGGAGUGGCGAACUUACCGCGACACCCGACCGCCUCCCCGUCGCAGGCACUCCGCCUUCAGCAUACUCUUUUCUUCCGAAUUUUCGGCCUUUCUCCGCUCGGCCUCGGGUUCGCCGUUCCGCACCCGAGGUAGCCGAACGCCGUCUCCGCGGCUCCUCGCCCCCAGGUUCCCUUCUGGUCACAAACGGACAGACACAGAAGAACAACGGCGAGCGCUAAGAAGGAGCGAAGUGAAGAAGGAUGACGGGAGGAAGAGCGAGGGGAGGACGAGCGAGCGGCGAAGCAGAGACGAAACCCGACCCGGAGAGAAGACGGGGAACGCGUCUGCGCCUCGUUCUACCGUGCGGCGAACCGGUGGAUGCCCCACAGUCGCCUUUGGCGCACAGGGGAGCCUUGCGGCAGCGCUUCGCGCGACGCAGGCGCUCGUUCACUGUCUCCAGCUGGAGAGGACCGCUGCAUGCAGACGCGUGACUGAUCAGUCUGGCAGUCUCGCCUAUCUUCAACAGAGAGAGUGCGAAACCGAUUCAGCUCUUGUCGGAGCGGUCACAGCCCUCGGCCUCGGAUGUCGUGUGCAGGACAACCUGCCGCGAGGCGUCUCGAAGACUUUCUCAAGAAAGCCAGAAAUCGCCCUCGGCGCUCCACCAAGACCGCCUGGCGAGGCAGCAGCCGAACUGCCGAAGUCGGGAGAAGCAGGGCCAGAGUGCGUACGCACCUGCGAGACGGAGGCGCUCCUCGGUGCAAAAACAGAGAGAGACGGGACGGUACUACCGUCGAGGCCGCACAGCGAAGAGGAAGAGAGAGAAGAAAGGAAAGAGACGCAGCACGGCGACGACAGAGAAGAUGAGAGAGAGGAAGAAACAGAGAGAGGAGAGACUGACGUGCACGAUCCGGUAGCUGAGAGUUUCCUAGAUGCGAUGGCUUUGCUUCAUGAGGCUCUUGACGAACUGCCAGAGAGAAGGCAUGCAGUAGCUUGUCUCGCGUCUACGUUCUUCCCUCCUCUUCGCAGUCGUCGCCUGUCUGCUCCCUCGACUUCCCUCUCGUCGCAGGCAGACAAACACUGCCUCCUGCGUUCUCCGGAGAGUCUGCCUCUCUCGUCUCCAUCGUCCUCUUUCGCUGCUACCUCUUCGACACGAGCCUCGCAGUUACCUCCUCCCUAUGCACCAGCCACCAAUGCGCCAAGGGACGGAUCGUCCGGUGCCAUCUUGUGCCGUUCCAGUUCCUUUUCUGCCUCUCCAUUCUCUCCUUCUUCACCUUCUUCGCCUGCGUCGUCUCCUCUUUCUUUUUCUCGCGCUGUGCCUGGAGAAGGAGAACUUUCGAAGGCGCGCGACGGCGAGCGCGAGGCCGCGAGAAGAGGCGACGAGCAGGAAGGGAGGCUAAGGAGAGAAGUUGCCAUUUGCGCUUCCUUCUCCUGGGGUGCGCGCUACGCGAGCUGCGCAGAGUUUUACUCUUCUCUCAUCAUGAAACUGUUUCAGUGGGUAUCCUUCCUCCUCCCCUUCCUCCAGGCGGGGACCUGGCGUCGUCCCGACGGCUGCAGCGCCGCGCCACGCUCGCCAGGAUCGCCCCGCCCUCACACGCACACGCGCCGCAGCAGAGACGAAAGAGACAAGAGGGACAGCAGAGACACCAGAGACCGAAGAGACAAAAGAGGCAGAGAGAGGCGCCAUGACCGAGAGGAAACGCAGGCAGGGCGAAGAGAACGUCGAAUUGGUUCGGAUAUCGAACACCUCCGUGAUGCCAUAGGGGGCUAUAGACGGCUCAUGGUUCUCAAAGAGCAAAUCUCAAGAGAGGCAGCUUUCGUCGCUUCGCUAGGCGCAGGUGGAAGCUUGCAAAAGGACUGGAGCGCCGCACGCGUGUUUAUGGAGACUGUCUGCAUGCGGAAAUACCAAGGGUGGAAACUGGAGAGGCAGAAGCCUCUGCAUCUCCUUCCAGGUGACGCCACCAAGGCACAGGAGGGGAGCCUUUCGUUCCCUCUCAAACAGACUCGAAUCCACAGGGAAGAGAUUCCGAUUUGA
Molecule: messenger RNA, 9081 nt
Organism: Neospora caninum
Lineage: Eukaryota; Apicomplexa; Conoidasida; Eucoccidiorida; Sarcocystidae
Exons: 6
Coding region: 1-9081 (3026 amino acids)
Biological process (GO): protein phosphorylation
Molecular function (GO): ATP binding; protein kinase activity
Source: RefSeq, a predicted model, not a curated record